CGGGAAUGCAUUUAAAUUAAAUCGUCAAGCCUAAUGGACAUCAUCAGUCAUGCGAUUUUACCUCUAUGUUUCUUUGGCAUUACUUUGUGAAAUAUAUUGUAAUACUGUAGUGAAAAAGCUUAGCGAAAAUGCUCUCAGUGCAUUAUUAGAAAAGUUAUUAAAAGGAACUGUUCGCAAUGACGAAACUAAGGCAGAUGCUGCAAAAAAUAGUUCCAUAGCAAUACAAGAAUCAUCUAAGAUACUAGAAAAUAAGUUAAUAGCGCCUUUCCAAAUUGAUAACUUGGCAAAUACGGAGAGUUAUGUAACUUCAAGAAAAGAUACUGCAAAUUCUAGUAUGAACUUAACUAAACUUCCAAAUUUUAUAGCGGGAUUACAUUCUGACAAUAGUGAAAAAACAAAUCAAGAAAGGUUUUAUACAGAGUAUAUUAUCGACGAAGUUUAUGAAGAAGUUGAAACAAAAACAGAUAAUUCUUUAAAAUCAAAACAUUUAGAAGAGUCCAUCAGUAGCACCACCGAAGAUAGCAACUUCAGGAGAAUGCUAUCUGAAAUCAGCAACAUAAAUAAGGAAAUACAAAAUCUCAAAAAAGAUCCAAAACAAACACACAUACGAGCCGAAAUUGAUGGUCACCGAAGUUUAUACAUUCCUCAAGUUCAUCCCAUAUCAACUCACUCACUAGACAUUGUUCAAGCCAACAGAAUUCAAAACCCACAAGCAAAUAAUAUAGUAAUAAAUCAUAUGCCUGCCAUUCUUACACAUGGACAGAAUGGAGCUUUAGUCGGCCAAACCAGUGGACUGGUACUACAUAGCUUCCAACCAUUAAUUCAGCGAAGGAAAGUUGUCUUAUACCACAAUAACAAUCCAAAAGUCAUUCCAUCUUGCUCAACAUGCAAACCAAUGAUUACAACAUUUAAUCAUCAAAUUUAUCCACGAAUAGGAAUUUAGCAGCAAUCCACAUAAGUUCAGUGUUAAUUAUGUCGUACUUUUGUAGUGGUUAGUUAAGCUUUAGUCACCGGCAGCUAGUUAGCAACUUGUGAUGCUGAAACACAAAGAAACAAUUCACAAUCACAGUCUAACUAGCAAACAGCGAGAAAACACGAUCAAACCGAACUUCAAACUCCGAAAGAUAGGUAUAUCAUGUGUUUUGUGAUGAAUUUGCUGUUUAGUACACUAUACCUUUAUUUCAUAUAAUUGUAAAUGUGGUCGGCAUAAGAGUUUCGUAAAUUCUUUUAGGUAAACUUAUGUCAAAUAAAUUCAAUAA
Messenger RNA from Leptidea sinapis, 1259 nucleotides. RefSeq lists its product as uncharacterized. The transcript is spliced from 2 exons. The record is from RefSeq and is a predicted model, not a curated record. NCBI's taxonomy places the organism in Eukaryota, Metazoa, Arthropoda, Insecta, Lepidoptera, Pieridae. Bases 50 to 943 code for a protein of 297 amino acids.